Molecule: messenger RNA, 474 nt
Organism: Ziziphus jujuba (common jujube)
Lineage: Eukaryota; Viridiplantae; Streptophyta; Magnoliopsida; Rosales; Rhamnaceae
Product: probable amidase At4g34880
Exons: 2
Coding region: 1-474 (157 amino acids)
Source: RefSeq, a predicted model, not a curated record
AUGACAGUAGGCAUCUUAGUACCAGCAAUUGUCCUCUCUGAGACCUUUUUAACCAAAAUCACUGCCACCAGCUCAGAUUUCAAUAUCAUUGAAGCCAUCGUCGCCAACAUUCAACAUGCCUUCACUCACGACAAACUUACUUCUAGGCAGUUGGUUGACUUCUACCUGGAUCGGGUCAAAACCUUCAAUCCCCUGCUUCAAAGCUUACUGGAAGCCAACCCUGAUGCACGUGAUCAGGCAGACGAGGACGAUAAACAGAGGGAGGUACCCUUUCGUGGCGGUAGAUCAGUGGGACAGGUGCACGACUUUCCUAUGCUGCUCAAGGACAACAUCGCCACCAAUGACAAGCUCAACACGACUGCUAGGUCCUACGCUUUGCUCGGAUCGAAGGUGCCGAGAGAUGCGGGCAUGGUAAAGAGGUUGAGAACUGCUGGGGUUGUGAUAUUCGGGAAGGCUAGUCUCACUGAGUGGUAA